AAUAAGAUGUCGCGACGCUUCUCCUUCUCCUUCUCCUACACGUCUCCUUCGAGCCAAGCCAUUGGGGCGACCAGCCAGAAUUAGGGUUUUCACGGUGAGCAACCGCGACUGCUUCAGUCCCUGUUCCUUCGUUUCCCUUUUGAUUCCUCAUUCCCGCUUUACUUGUGGGUGCUUGCACUCCUCGAGGAAGCUCUUCCUCUCGAUUGCUUGCUUGAUUAAGGGUUCCGCCGGAUUGCGGCUGCUUCAGGAUUAUCCUUUCGGUCAUUGGGUUUCUUGCUGAAUUAGAAUUAGGGGAUUCUUAAAGGUCUGCGGUUUUUUGGGAGGUCGAGCACGCUCAAGAUCGGACGGAGGUUGGGGAAGACGUGUGGGAUUUCGUAGGUUGGUUGUUGAAUAAUGUGUAUACUUUGUGUGGUUCCGAGGUGGUCGCGAAGGAUUGCCACCUUGCUGCCUUGGCUUCUGAUACCGGUUCUCUUUUUUUGGGGCAUGUCGCCGUUCCUCCCUCCGGGGCUCCGCUUCGAGAUCACUUCUCCUCGGAUCGCUUGCCUUUGCAUCCUCGUCGUGACCCUCAUCUGGUACAAGGGAGUGGUGCCUAUGCUGAAUUAUUGGCAGGCCUGUCGGACAGCUCGUGAACAGGAGCGGCAGCGUGCGCUUGCAAUCAAAAUGCAACAGCUUUUGAAGACUGCCACCCGCCGAUGCCGGAAUUGUCACACCACUUACAGAGACCAGAAUCCUGCUGGAGGCCGGUUCAUGUGCUCAUACUGUGGUCAUGUUUCUAAAAGGCCCGUCUUGGAUCUUCCACGUUCAGUUGGGAGCUCAUGGUUCAGUAAGUUUAUGGGGAAUUAUAGAUGGUUAUGGAGUCAGGAUUCGCAAGCCCAGAGAAACAUCAAUGUUAGAUGGCUUUGUAGAUUGAUAUUCAGACACAGAUCAAGAGAAGAUGGUUCUAACACAGACCGUAAAGGGGUGCUAUAUAGGAGAGGGGAUAAUGGAGGAAACCUGCAGGAAAACAGGUGUGAGAAAAUGAAAAGGAAAGCUGAAGAGAAACGUCAGGCCAAGUUGGAAAGAGAGAUGCUGGAAGAGGAAGAGAGGAAGCAAAGAGAAGAGGUUGCUAAGUUGGUAGAAGAAAGAAGAAAAUUAAGAGAUGAGAACGUGAAGACUGAGAGAGAAACUUCGAAUAGCUCUGUUCCUGAUGGGGAAAGGGACAAUAGGAAGCAAGCAGAUAAAAAAAGAGAUGAGAGAAGAAAGGACAAGGAUAGGGGAUCUAGUAAAAGCAAUUCUGAUGUUGAGGAUUUAGAGAAGCGAGCGAGCAGGGCUACUGAGAGAAAACAUGAGUUCCACAAGAAGACUGACAAUGAGAGACAGGAUUCAAUGGGAAGCACAACAUUGAUAUCAAAAUCACACACCAUGGAAGCUUCACAUGGAAAUAAGGUGACAGCAAGUAAAACAAAAUACUCUAGUCAUAUAACUGGCAAUUCUCCAUCUUCUGCAAGAAGUUUUGGCAGUUCCAUACUUUUUGGGAGAAAUAUGCAGAACCCAACUAGUUCUGUAACUAAACCAAUCAAACAAGUUGCAGGCUUCAUGAAUCCUUCUUCCAAAAAUGCAAGAGAUUUUCAAGGUGCUGGAGAUGUAAUUGUUAAUGCUAUGUCAAGUGGAAAUAGUGGAGUUACAAAGAGCAAUCUUAAUCAGCCUAUGAAUUCUUAUGUGCAACCACGUCAAUCUACUUUAAAGAAACCAUGGCAUCAACUAUUUACCCAUUCAGCUCCUGUUUCCACAAACUCUGAGUCAACUAAUCUGAUAUGUCAAAACAAUCAUGGUCAAGUAGAAGCUCAGAAUAUGGACUUAAAGGAUCAAACAUUGAUUCCUAACAGUUCUUAUGAUAAUUCAGUUAAUUUUGUGCAACCAUUGCCUUUCAAUUCUAUGACAUCACCUAAUGGUGUAUUUAAUAGCACCUUAUUUACUAACAUUAAGGAUUCAGCACAAAGUUUUAUAUCAGAUGAAGCAGAAAUUUAUGAAGACCCGUGCUAUGUCCCAGAUAUGAUAUCCUUGCUUGGUCCAGUUUCUGAGGAGCUUGAUAAUUUUCCAUUGGAUGCACGGUCUAAUUUUCUUGAUGAUAAUAUGGCUGAGCCUCAUGUCUUAAAGAAUGCUUUUGCUUCUGUAAACAUAUCCAAACCUUCUCCAAUUGAGUGCCCAAUUUCAAGAUUUCAAAAUUCAGAAGAAAAGCAGAAUGCUUUUGGCCCAGUUUCAUGUACCUUAAAGUAUCAGGAGCCACUAAUGGUGAAUGUGGAUGAGUCACAGGGUAUGUGGCAGAUGUGGGAAACUCCACACAGUCAGAAUACAAUGGGAUUAUUAGGCGGGCCUUCCAGCUGGCUUUUGGCUAUGGGACAACAGAAUUUAAAACAAGAUGAUAUACCAAAUCCAUUAUUAAACAACACAUUGUUGUCACAGAGCAUGAAGGUGAACCCUGCACUUUUGAGAACUAAGCCUCCACUGCCCGUUCAUGAUGGCGUGCUGCAGAAUGAAAUCACAUAUGGUGCAUACAGUGCUGGUAUGAAUGGGAGUAAUUCUUGGAUAAAGACACCACCUUUGCAAUCAUUGCCUUCUGAUGGGGUUAACCUGUUUCUUCCACCAAAUCUCAUAGAUAAUAUGCAACACGUUGAUACCACAGAAGUUAGUCCAAACAAGUCUGGAUCUGAUUACUCUAUUUUAUCUUCGGUUGAUUGGGUGAGGCCUCAUCCUGUUGGCACAAAGGAGUGGCCUCACAGUCAGAAAAGUGAAAUAUCUCAUCUUGGCAAAGCAAAUACAGAGUCACAGCCAUCAUUCAGACUAAAAGAGACAUUAUACACCGUAAAUGAGACAAUGUUUCCAAAUGCAUAUGACCUCACCUCUCAUGAGGACAUUUGAAGAAUUAAUUCAUUUUCAUGUUGCGAAUGCAAUGAUCAUUUCAUCAGUAUAAGCAAGCCAUGACAUACAUGAUUUUAUC
Molecule: messenger RNA, 2977 nt
Organism: Zingiber officinale
Lineage: Eukaryota; Viridiplantae; Streptophyta; Magnoliopsida; Zingiberales; Zingiberaceae
Exons: 4
Coding region: 394-2898 (834 amino acids)
Source: RefSeq, a predicted model, not a curated record